Messenger RNA from Mytilus californianus (California mussel), 1178 nucleotides. RefSeq names its product homeobox protein vent1-like. NCBI's taxonomy places the organism in Eukaryota, Metazoa, Mollusca, Bivalvia, Mytilida, Mytilidae. Gene Ontology annotation, biological process: regulation of transcription by RNA polymerase II. The record is from RefSeq and is a predicted model, not a curated record. The transcript is spliced from 3 exons. Bases 45 to 1178 code for a protein of 377 amino acids. Gene Ontology annotation, molecular function: RNA polymerase II transcription regulatory region sequence-specific DNA binding; DNA-binding transcription factor activity, RNA polymerase II-specific.
AGUAUCCCUGUAAUGACAAUAAUAGCCAAGGCGAAAAAGUCAUAAUGCCAACUGAACAAGUUGACAACAGACCUAUUCCACAAAUACAUUUGGAGAUACCAACACCCACAGAAACUUCACGAGAGAAAAUGACGGCUUUCCAUCCACCAGUUCAAAGAUAUAUUCAACCUUAUAACGUUGAACAUUCUCAGGAACCGGCAAGACAGCAGACAAAUCAUAGCAUGCAAUAUUUAAUGGCGUCACAGAACAGACCAAAAACCCCACCAAGUACGACUUUUAUUACACCAAGUCGUAUAAGUGGACCAAUCAUGACAGCAUAUCAAACACCACCAACCAGACAUUUGCUGAAACAUCCUAACAGGAAAAACAGUCCAUCAGAUGGAGAAUCGGACAGAUCGUGUGAAGAAGAUGAAAUUGACGUGGUAAAUGAUUGUAAAUCACCAGGCAAUUCCCGAGAAAUAGAUUCAUCCAUGUCUACCAAUAAUACAUCAGCACUUGAAUCUCCAUCAACCGGAAGCAGUAAUAAUUCAUCUCCAGCAUCCAACUCGACACAUAGUCCACUAUCGUCAGACAGCAGUGUCAAGAAGAAGGUCAGAACAAACUAUACACCAAGUCAAGUUCAAGCAUUAGAGAAAAUAUUCCAUGAAAAUCCUUACCCUGAGCCAGAGACGAUGGAGAAGUUGGCAAGUGAUCUUAAUAUUCCCGAGGCUAAAAUUAAGGUUUGGUUUCAAAAUAAGCGUGCAAGAUGGAGGAGACGUGCAGCAGAGAAUCCACACCCAGCUUACAUGACGCCGAUGUCACCGAUGAUGUCACCUAUGCAUGGAUCGUAUGGUCUGGUUCCACAUCAUCACCCAAUGCUUCAUGGAUCACCAGCACAAAUGGUACCGGGACCAUUUUUCUAUCCAAGCCAGGCUGUUGGAACGCCUGGACCUCAUUCAGUACCUAGCCAUCAUUUCGGAACACCAGGACAAACAGUGCCAUCGACACCUGUCAAUAAUAGUUCUCCGGCAUCAACGACGUCGUCGACAACGUCACCUGCCAACACGUCUGACAAUCAGAAUCAACAGUCACCUCAUAUGCAAAUGACACCGCCUUAUCAACAUAGACUUCCACCACACUUUUCUCCGUACAUGCCUUUCUCGUAUCCAUACGGAAUGUGUCCGCCAUAUUAUUGUUGA